Molecule: messenger RNA, 1674 nt
Organism: Hevea brasiliensis (rubber tree)
Lineage: Eukaryota; Viridiplantae; Streptophyta; Magnoliopsida; Malpighiales; Euphorbiaceae
Product: MDIS1-interacting receptor like kinase 2-like
Exons: 3
Coding region: 1-1674 (557 amino acids)
Biological process (GO): protein phosphorylation
Molecular function (GO): protein kinase activity; ATP binding; protein binding
Source: RefSeq, a predicted model, not a curated record
AUGGAUCUAACUCGCAACAAAUUUUCUGGUCAGAUCUCAAGCAUUUGGAAAUGGAGGUCACAAAUAGAGGCCAUACGUGUUGCAGGAAACAAUAUUACUGGCGUGAUACCACCUGAGAUUGGAAACUUUAAGCAACCACGUGAACUUGAUCUUUCUUCAAAUCAUAUAUCUGGGAAGAUUCCGAAUGAACUGGGAGAGUCAACGUCUCUGCUGGAGCUAGCUUUGAAUCAAAAUCAACUUUCUGGAGCUAUACCUUCAGAACUUGGAUCUCUGAUCAAUCUUGAGUACAUGGACUUGUCCACAAACAGAUUGAGCGAGCCAAUUCCAGAAGAUACUGGUGACUUGGUGAAACUACACUACUUGAAUUUGAGCCACAACAAGUUGAACAAAGCAAUUCCAAAGCAGCUGGGUGAGUUGGUUCACCUCUCGCAGCUAGAUUUGGCUCAUAACUUGCUGAAAGGAAAUUUUCCUAUAGAAUUCGCGAAACUUGAGAGCUUGGAGGAACUGAUUAUCUCUCAUAAUAAUCUCUCUGGUCCAAUUCCCAAUAGCAAAGCUUUUCAACAUGCUUCUAUAGAAACUCUGCGUGGUAACAAAGGAUUGUGCGGCAAUUUUAGUGGCUUGGACCCUUGCUCGGGGCAAAAACAAGUCUCGAAGAAGGGCACUAAAAUUAUGCUUAUAAUUUUACUCCCUGUUUCAGUAACAGGUGCUCUUUUACGUAUGUUGGUUGUUCUGUUCUUCAGGUUCCAAGCAAGGAAGAGAGGUUCAAAGAGAGAAGUUGAAAUGAAUAGUGAAGGGUUGCUUGCCACAUCAAUUUUUGAUGGAAAAACAUUGUACAAGGAAAUCAUACAAGCAACCAAGAAUUUUCAUGAUAUGCACUGCAUUGGAGAGGGUGGAUUUGGAAAGGUCUAUAAAGCUGAGUUGCCAUCAGGAAAUACUUUAGCUGUGAAGAAAUUCCAUUCACUGAAUCAAGGUGAGACAGCAGAUCAGAAAGAGUUUCUGAAUGAGAUAAGAGCAUUAACAGAGAUAAGACAUCGAAAUAUCGUGAAGUUCUACGACUUUUGCUCGCAUCUAAGACACUCGUUUUUGGUCUAUGAGUACCUGCAGAUGGGCAAUCUGGACAAUGUGCUAAGUAAUGAUGAAGCCGCAAGAGAAUUGGAUUGGAAUAAAAGGUUGAAUGUCAUAAAAGGUGUGGCAAAUGCCUUGUCAUACAUGCACCAUGAAUGCUUGCCACCAAUUAUUCACAGAGACAUAUCAAGCAAGAAUGUUCUGUUGGAUUCAGAAUUUGAAGCUCAAGUUUCAGACUUCGGCAUAGCCAAGCUUCUGAACCUAGACUCUUCCAAUCAGUCUAUGCUAGCAGGCACAUAUGGAUAUAUAGCACCAGAGCUUGCCUACACAAUGAAGGUGACUGAAAAAUGCAAUGUCUAUAGCUUUGGAGUGUUGGCGUUGGAAAUCAUCAAUAGAAAGCAUCCAAGUGAUUUAAUCUCUAGAAUUUCAUCACAAUCUGCAGACACUGAGGUAGAGAUGAACAAUAUGUUGGACCAAAGGUUAUCUCCUCCGACAGAUGAAGUUGAAGACAAAUUGGCGUUCACCGUGACUCUGGCAUUCUCAUGCAUACGUAUGAACCCACAGUCCCGACCGGCUAUGCAGUUUGUUUCUCAGCUCUUGUCAAAUUAA